Messenger RNA from Solanum dulcamara, 825 nucleotides. RefSeq lists its product as uncharacterized. The coding region runs from base 58 to 819 and encodes 253 amino acids. Gene Ontology annotation, molecular function: ubiquitin-like protein binding; cullin family protein binding; ubiquitin conjugating enzyme binding. Gene Ontology annotation, biological process: positive regulation of ubiquitin-protein transferase activity; protein neddylation. The record is from RefSeq and is a predicted model, not a curated record. Lineage: Eukaryota; Viridiplantae; Streptophyta; Magnoliopsida; Solanales; Solanaceae. The transcript is spliced from 11 exons. Gene Ontology annotation, cellular component: ubiquitin ligase complex.
AGAGAGGAAUCGAAAACACUUACUAUAUAUCAUCAUUUUCUAAAACAAGUCGUAAAAAUGAACAAGCUGGGGUUUGCGCACAAGGAGAAAGUUCAGCAAUUUAUGUCUGUUACUGGGUCAAGUGAGAAAGACGCUAUGAAGACUAUGAAGACCAAUGAUUGGCAUCUUGAAGGAGCAUUAGAAGCAUACUACAGCCAGGCACAUGUUAAGGCAGCUACAGAGAAAAACCGAUGGGAGAUGCUUUUCAAUAAAUACAAAGACCCGAAUGUUGACAUGAUUAUGGCUAAUGGAAUUAGCAACCUCUGCAAUGAUCUUCAGGUUGAUCCUCAGGAUAUAGUUAUGUUGGUACUUUCAUGGCAUUUGAGAGCUGAGACCAUUUGUCAAUUCUCCAAGCAGGAGUUCAUUGAUGGAGUACAGUCUCUUGAAAUAGAUUCAGUGGAGAAAUUCAAGAAAAAAAUCCCAUUUUUGCGAUCUCAGCUGAAAGAUGAAGAUACUUUCCGUGAAAUUUACAACUUUACUUUUGAUUGGGCAAAGGAGAAGGGUCAGAAAGCUUUGGCCUUGGAAACAGCACUUGCGUUGUGGCAGUUGCUGUUUGCAGAAUUGCAAUGGCCAUUGAUUGAUCAAUGGUGUCAGUUUAUCCAGGAACGGCAUAACAAGGCUAUCUCGCGUGAUGUUUGGUUACAGCUACUGGAAUUUGCAAAGACUGUGGAUGCUACAUUAUCAAACUAUGAUGCUGAAGGAGCUUGGCCUUGCCUUCUUGAUGAAUUUGUUGAAUACUCGAUCGAAAAUGGUACUUGUGCUAAAAAGUCAGAUGAGUGAUUUGGA